GAUGCAUAUUGUGACACUAGGGUAAUAAGAAUAAUGUAUCCUGUAGCAGUUAGAGCAAACUGCUACCUCAAACUUUGUAUUAACCCGGUGGUAAUGCUGUAGACAUCUAUCUCCUCGUUUCUGACGGAGUUAGCAAUGAUCUGUCAGCGAUGACACUAGAAACAGCUGCGGCGGCAGGACCGGUUGUAAGGUGAUGACCACGGCUGUUUACUUUUCUACACUCCUAUACCACGGUGGUAGGCAGUGAUUACAUCAAACAUCUGUACCCUCGCGCCAAGUUUAUCUAUAUAGAACGAACUGUCAUGAGCAUGGAGAUUUUGCACACACUGAAAGGACAGCGGUAGAUGUCGCUGCUCGCCUCUAUAUAAGUCCAGCACUGCACUACACCUGUCCUUCAACGGAGGAGCACUGGAAACUUCAAGUAUUUCCUCGAUUUGCGAGUGUUUUGAGCCCAACUGUCACGUGAUCUGUAACUCCAUCAUGAAUGGCACUACAGAAAAAAGCGAGCUUGAACCUGUCGAAAAACAUUUGCUCGGCAAGACCUUUGACAGUCACCAUGACGACAAGACUUGGCCUGCCGAGAGCACUCAUCCUCUGGUCUCCAAGGGGGAUGAAAAGCAGGUCAGCCAGGAGGGAAACAAAAAGUCCGGCAGAACGACCUGGCCACUGAUAGCCACAGUCACGUGCACACUGUUUGGAAUGUCGGCCACUGGAAUAUGCAAAUCAGCUCUCAACUCUCCUCAGAAUUUUAUAAAAAGCUUCAUGAACGAGACAGCCAUCUCACGGGGUCACGACCCCCUGACACACGAGCAGGUCACCUCACUCUACGCCUUGCUGUCCGCCAUUCUGGCGCUAGGGUCAUGCGUGGGGUCACUGCUGACACAAAAGGUUGCGGAUUCCAUUGGAAGAAAGUUGGUGCUGCUGGUUAUUGGUGUCUUGGGAGUGGUGUCCGCUCUACUGAUGGGGUUGUCAGUGGAGGCCAGGAGCCCGGAGAUGUUGUUUGUGGGGAGAGCGAUAAGUGGAAUAACUAUUGGUUUUUCAACAAGCUUGCCGCCAUUUUUCAUGGCGGAGGUACUGCCACGCCACCUGGUUGGUCCGGUGCUGAUGGCCAGCCAGAUGUGCAGCAUGAUGGGUUCAUUGGCCAUCGCUAUCCUCAGCUUCGAUGAGAUCUUUGCGACGCCUGAACUCUGGCCCACCAUAGUUGGUGUCCACGGUGUGGUGUGCUUUCUAAUGCUCGUCCUCUUACCUUGGGUGGUGCAAAGUCCGUCCUUUCUACUCCUCGCUAAGAAUAACGAGAAGGCUGCUUUGACAGCUCUGCAAAAACUACGGGGAACAAGUUAUGUUCACGAAGAAAUCUCGGAACUGAAGGAGCUUGCCUUAUCCAAAAGUAAAAAGUCAAAGUUGACAGUCAUACAGCUUCUAAGAGACCGAUCACAAGCACGAGCCUGCGUUGUCAGCAUCGGAUCUUUCAUCUGCUGGUUCUUCACGGGCGUCGUCACAGUCGUGUUCUACUCAGUGAUUCUGCUGCAAUCUGCGGGGCUGAGUUUACGCGUAUCAAGAUACAUGUCAUCGGCAACAAUCGUCCUGGGAAUCGCUGUGGUUGUCGUCCUCAUCUUCUUUAUCCCGCGACUGAAGAGACGUCACAUGAUGCUAGGUGGCCUGGCGGGCAUGUUUCUGUCCGAGCUCGUCCUAACCUUGGCCCUUGUUUUCAGGAACCAAGCAGACUGGCUCAAGUAUGUCGGCAUCGUGUGCGUCCCUCUCAUCGGCAUGUUCCACGCCCUGGGCCCAGCUCCCCUCCCCUGGAUCCUCCUGCCAGAGCUGUUCGAUACCGAGGCCCGCGGGGCAGCGUCUUCUGUUGGUGUCACGACCUUUUAUUUGUCCUUCUUCGUUGUUGGCUACGCUUUUCCACCCAUGCAGGAGGCAAUAGGGCCUUACUGUAUUCUUCCUUUCAUGGGGAUGUCGGCGUUUUUCUUCGUGUUUUUCUUCUUCUUCAACCUGAAACUGCUGGACGCUUAGC
Molecule: messenger RNA, 2017 nt
Organism: Pomacea canaliculata
Lineage: Eukaryota; Metazoa; Mollusca; Gastropoda; Architaenioglossa; Ampullariidae
Product: solute carrier family 2, facilitated glucose transporter member 1-like
Exons: 13
Coding region: 481-2016 (511 amino acids)
Biological process (GO): monosaccharide transmembrane transport
Cellular component (GO): membrane
Molecular function (GO): hexose transmembrane transporter activity
Source: RefSeq, a predicted model, not a curated record